AUUGAAACUGUGGGGCUAUAUGGGAAGAUAAAGCGAAUAAAAUUUUAUCCAAAGUCAAAAAUAUGAAUUGAAUUUCUCGGGAUAACACCACUUGAGGGAUAAGGCUUGGGCUUAAUAUACAGCGGUAAGGGUGACCUCUCAUCCCUCAAUUCAAUUCGUUUUUGAAUGUUUUAUCCAACUAGAAUGCGAUCCAAAAGAUGCAGACUAGCUGAUACGUGACACCAUGGACCUACCACUAGUCUCUACACACUACACCCAAGGCGAAGGAACGGUCCACCCUAAGGAGCUAGGAUGGCUGGUCCAACAGUCACUGAAUGGGUAUAUGAUGUAUCUUAUCAUUUAUGUGAUAUAGUGUCCCAGCACUCUAUUAUUAACUCCUGGGCCAAGGUCUACCAGCGUAGAAACUGCUAAAGUAAUUAGUAUUCUUGCCAAAGCUCCAGAAGGGAAUAGGUUUUUGGAUCAACUGUGAAAGAGUCGAGAUAUGAACUAUGGCCGCAACAAUGAACUCUCACCAUUUUAUUCAUUACGUCUCUGAAUGUCUUGUCCAACCAAAACACAUUCCACAAGAUUCAGAGCAACGAAUAUACUUGGCACCAUGGGAUCUAUGUCUGGCCUCAUUACACUACAACCAGAAAGGCCUCCUUUUUGCCAAGCCUCCGGCUUUUGAUAGCGAGGGGAAAAUGAAGGACUACUUGCAGAAGCUCAAAGAAUCUCUUUCGCUUACCCUGGUUCAUUUCUAUCCCUUAGCUGGACGCCUUGCGACUCUAAAACAGGAAAAUCCUCCAAUUUAUUCCAUCUAUGUUGAUUGCACGAAUCUUCCCGGAGCUAAAUUUGUUCACGCAUCAGUAGACUUGACCAUUGACGAUAUUCUCACACCUAUCUAUAUGCCCAAAAUUGUAUAUUCAUUCUUUGAUCAUGUUGGUGCAGUCAACCAUGAUGGUCAUUCCAUGUCUUUGAUGAGCAUUCAGGUGACAGAGUUAAAGGAUGGCAUCUUCAUUGGAUGGUCAACCAACCAUUUGCUGGUGGAUGGGACGUCAUUUUGGCAUUUCAUCAACACAUGGUCCGAGGUGUUCAAUGCCAAGGGGCAAAUUUCAACCAUCUCCAGACCACCUAUUUUGAAACGUUGGUUUCCUGAGGGACACAGAUCCCCUGUUAUCAGCCUUCCAUUUGCUCACCAUGAUGAAUUCAUCAGCAGAUUUCAAACCCCUGAGUUGCUGGAAAGGUAUUUCCACUUUUCAGCAGAGUCAUUGGCGAAACUCAAAGCAAAAGCAAAUGCUGAAUGCAACUCCACCACUAUUUCUACCUUCCAGGCACUGUCAGCUCUCCUUUGGAGGUGUAUCACCAGGGCUCGAAACAUGCCAUCUGAUCAACAGACGAGUGCUGGAACGUCUGUAAACAGCAGGUUAAGGAUAAAUCCGCCCUUGUCCGAGGAAUAUUUUGGUAACUGUGUGCAGGUAGUGGCAGUAACAACUACUUGUGGUGAAUUGCUGACAAAUGGACUAGGAUGGGCGGCCUGGAAAUUGCACGAGCUGGUGAUCAAUCAAACGGACAGAAGUAUACGCGAAUGGGUUGAAUCAUGGGUGAAAUCGCCCUUUAUAGUUUGGAUUGGCCGGUUUUCCAACAGGAUCCAAAUUGGAAGUUCUCCCAGGUUCAAUGUUUAUGGGAGUGAAUUUGGACUUGGCAGAGCAUUAGCAGUUCGAAGUGGUUUUGCCAACAAACCUGAUGGGAAAAUAACGUUGUUUCCCGGAAGAGAAGGCGGAGGAAGCAUGGACGUGGAGGUUUGUCUUCUACAGCAAACUAUGAGUUUUCUAGAAUCUGACCAGGAAUUCAUGGAGAAUGUCUCAUCAUAAAGUUCCCUUUGAAAUGAUCUUGGUGAUCAUUCCAUAAGAUCAAGAAAUGGGCUCAUCAUUCCUUUAGGAGACGUGGUUAGGCAGCACUCUGAACCUUACAUUCAGAUAUUUCUAGUCCAUGGAUUAGUAGAAUGUACUUCAGGGAAAAAAAAAAAAGAA
This is a messenger RNA of Coffea eugenioides, 2009 nucleotides long. RefSeq lists its product as uncharacterized. The record is from RefSeq and is a predicted model, not a curated record. The coding region runs from base 489 to 1850 and encodes 453 amino acids. NCBI's taxonomy places the organism in Eukaryota, Viridiplantae, Streptophyta, Magnoliopsida, Gentianales, Rubiaceae. The transcript has a single exon.